Molecule: messenger RNA, 1340 nt
Organism: Centropristis striata (black sea bass)
Lineage: Eukaryota; Metazoa; Chordata; Actinopteri; Perciformes; Serranidae
Gene: hmgn1a
Product: high mobility group nucleosome binding domain 1a
Exons: 6
Coding region: 202-540 (112 amino acids)
Cellular component (GO): nucleus; chromatin
Molecular function (GO): nucleosomal DNA binding
Source: RefSeq, a predicted model, not a curated record
GAUAAAAUAUACAGAAAGGGGGAUCCAAUCCGGUUUGAGCUAGUUCUAGUACUGCUCGGACGUUUAUGUUAAGUUACAGACUGCUCUGGAGGUGUAGUUGGCUGAGGUGUACUACUGAUACACUACAUAUCAUUUAGUUUACUAAACUGUGAAAGCCUGCGUUAGUUACUCUUGCAUCUCUGCCGCAAAACUUACGCAACAAUGGGAAAGAAAAGCAAAGACAAUGCCGAACCAACAGAGCCUAAAAGGAAGUCUGCACGAUUGUCAGUAAAAGAGGUACCGUCAGAAGCCCCAGCAGAAAAGCCAAAGGCAACUCCAGCCAAGGGCAAAAAGGCUGCCAAACAGCCAGCAAAGGCCAAGGUAGAGGAGAAGAAAGAAGAACCCGAGGUUGAGAAAGAAGAAGCUCCUGCAGAAAACGGGGAGGCAAAAGCUGAGGAGACUGAAGAAGAAGAAGCAGCAGCAGCUGAUGAUGCAGAGGAAGCGGAGGAAAAGGAGGAGGACGACGACAAGGCUGAGGAGGAAGAUAAGGACGCAGAGUAAAAACGACACCCCUAAACUCAUUCAUCAGGACUCCCUGUACCUCGUUUCUUGUACAAUGCAGAGAAUAUUUUUAUCUACUAUUUUCAUAAGACAGUAAUGUUUUUAGGCACGUUAUUGCAGAAAUGCAUUUUUAAAAAAUACUACAAUUUCAGUUUCAUGGCCUUUCCAGGCAUUGUGUUUUGUUUUUUUCAUUGUUCAUUUUUUUUCUUUCUCUGGCUUCUUAUUCUGCCUUUAGGUUGUAGUUUUCUGCAUGACAUAAAAUCAUGCCUAUAUCAGGAAUUUGAUGUUGAACUCCGGGAGAGUUUACCUGAGACAUUCCGGAGGCGUAUUGAGGGAUUUUGUAACCUGUACUGUUUUGGAAUUUGAAACAACGUAAUACUGUGUGUUUGAUAGGGAAUAGAUAGAUUGAAAGUUUGAGGGUUGUGAUCUAUGCUAAGUAAGUUUUGUUCACUUCAAUCAUAUUCACUAGUACUGGACUUUGUUUUUGCUUGUUAUUUUAUGCUGUUAGUGAUGGUACAUUUGAGGGUGUUUUAGAGUUCAUCAUACUCUCAGCUGUGCUCAACAAAAUGCAUAACAACAGAGCUAAUCAUACUUUGGUCAUCCUUCUUAGGAUAACUGUAUUUUCACCUCAGUCAGCAAAAUGUAUAUGCCACAUAUUUGUGGAUAUGCACAUUAUGGUUUUGGGAUUUCUCUACCAAUGUACAGUUUCAUUUUUAAAAAAAAAUUAAAAAAGAAGAAAAAAAAUGUUUUCUUUGUUAUGAAUGGUAUGAAAUGCCGAUUAAAGUGGGAAUUCCUCUGAA